Messenger RNA from Chlamydomonas reinhardtii, 1135 nucleotides. RefSeq lists its product as uncharacterized. The record is from RefSeq and is a predicted model, not a curated record. The coding region runs from base 554 to 793 and encodes 79 amino acids. The transcript has 5 exons. NCBI's taxonomy places the organism in Eukaryota, Viridiplantae, Chlorophyta, Chlorophyceae, Chlamydomonadales, Chlamydomonadaceae.
AUUAUAAGUCAAUAUGAUUGCCAUCCGAGCAGAGGCGCCGCGCUUUGGCACGGCGACCCGAUGUGGAAGAACCCCAGCCUCGCUGGCCGGACUCUGUGCGAUGCAGCACGCUGCCCGGGCGGGUCACGCUGCUACGUCCGCCCGCAGCGUGCGGCGAGGCUCGCCUACCUUGCCCGCCAGUGGCCGGCGGGUGCUCCAACCGCACCCCGUGGCUGCGCUGCCCGACCAGGUGCCGGAGCGACGGCAGGGCGACCGGCCUGCGAUUGGCGAAGGUGGCAGUUCCGGAACCGGCAGCACUUCCCAGCAGCAGCUGAGUGAGGCCGUGUCAGCGGGCGUUAGCGCCGCACUGGCAGUAAGGUCCAGUCAAGCCGGCCGGAACAGCGGCGGCAGCAGUGCGACUGGAAGUGGCGCGAACGCGGGCGAGGGCAAUGAGCUGGCCGCGGCGGCGGCGGCAGCAGCGACUGCAGCCAUCACGAUGCUGGGAAGCAACGGCAGCAGUAGCGGCUUGGUAGCCACACGCGGUGACCCCGCGCCACGUGUGGCGCUGCGGACGAUGGUGGCCCCCGACGACGACGAGGAGCGCAGGCAGCGCGAGCGGGUGACGCUGGUGCGGGACCUUGCGCACUUCCUGGGGCAAGCUGGGCUGUACAUCCUGGCCGCCGUGGCGCUGGGGUUUAGCCUCACCGUGGCUGCACUGGCCUUGGCGCUGGGGCUCAGCCUUGCGGCCACGGUGCUAACGGUGGCUCUGGGUAUCGCCCUGCCGGUGUUUGUGGUGUACAAGGUGCUACGGUAACUGGUGGGCGGACCCACUGGUGAUAAUGGGUGCCGUUGAGAGGGCAGGCCCCAACCCAGCUGGCGCGCAAGGCCAUUGCUGUCAAAGUAUUGCUGCAUUGCACGAAGAUGUAUUUACGAGAUGAUAAUGGGUGCCGUUGAGUAUUGCUGCAUUGCACGAAGAUGGGUGCCGAGAGUAUUGCUGCAUUGCACGAAGAUGGGUGCCGAGAGUAUUGCUGCAUUGCACGAAGAUGUAUUUACGAGGUGAGAAUGGGUGCCGUUGAGAGGGCAGGCCCCAACCCUGCGGCGCGCAAGGCCAUUGCUGUCAAAGUAUUGCUGCAUUGCACGAAGAUGUAUUUACGAG